GCUGCGCGUGCGCUUAAACCAUUAUGCUAUCCACAUCCACAUUAGGCUCGUCCUGCCGCACCCAUUACGCCUUUUUCUAGGACUAGUUGCUCAUUUAUCUAUUGUCACUUUUGCUAUCUUGUCAGUUCGGCAUGCGGUGGUCACUCAUCUUUGACGGUGCUCAGCUCCUAUAAAAAGGUCUCCAAUCCCAUCCCAUUAGCAUCAUACAGAUAGCCCAAGCACGAACGAUCGAGCUCGUCCCAAACAAGUAGAGUAACUCGCCACUGAUCCUUGCAAAAGAGAAGCAACCAUGAAGCCCCAGGUGCUGCUCGUCGCGGUGGCCGCCCUCGCCGUCCUCGCAGCUCUGCCCCUCGCCGAAAGCAAAGGGCACGGGAUCGGGGAGCACGCGGAGGCCGCGACGGCGAGCGCGUGGCCGUGCUGCGACACCUGCGGCUCGUGCACCAGGUCCAUCCCGCCGCAGUGCCUGUGCGAGGACGAGGCGCCAGGCGGGUGCCACCCGGAGUGCAGGAACUGCGUCAAGUCCACCGACGGCGGCAGCGACGUCUUCCGCUGCGCCGACCGCAUCACCAACUUCUGCAAGCGCCGCUGCACGCCGGCCGCGUCCGCGUGAUUGGUUGGACGCCGGGAUCCUGCUCUGCUGUCACCUGAAUAAUACCAUGCCGGCAGCUGCCGAUCGAUUAGCUCCGGCCUGCCUUUGGUUUCAGUCUUCCAGUGUUCCCUCUGCAUCCUGCUCUGGAUGGGGAGAAGAGAUCAGUGGUGUUGUUUUUUUUUCUUUCUAAUGUCUGGUCUGGACUCAUGGAUUUCUUACUGUUUGUCGAAUAAAGACCCGUGUUCCACGCACAGACAUAGAUCUUGUGCAA
This is a messenger RNA of Panicum virgatum (switchgrass), 860 nucleotides long. RefSeq names its product Bowman-Birk type trypsin inhibitor-like. The transcript has 2 exons. Lineage: Eukaryota; Viridiplantae; Streptophyta; Magnoliopsida; Poales; Poaceae. The coding region runs from base 290 to 610 and encodes 106 amino acids. Gene Ontology annotation, cellular component: extracellular region. Gene Ontology annotation, molecular function: serine-type endopeptidase inhibitor activity. The record is from RefSeq and is a predicted model, not a curated record.